AUGUUUUUCAAAAAGCAAAUACCAAUAGAUAUUUUUUUAGAAAUCAUAGCAUUUCUUUCUAAUGACAGACUAUGGUUAUUUACUUUAACUGAUAAUGUUGUAAUUGCAGACUCAGCUUUAAAUCAUUUAUUUGGUUCUGUGGUUUUGUUUGAUCAACGUCUUGAAGAUUAUGAAAAAUCAGUACUUCAGCUGUUUGCAGAUUCUUUAGAUGGAGUUCUAGUCAAUUUUAUUGAUGUAAAGUUACUUCGUUUACACCUUCAAGUUUCAAAGCAUUUCGUUUUAUCAUUUGGGAGGUCGUUUGGAAAAAAAAGACAACUCAAAAUUUUAAGUAGUAUUACAUCAGAUAUGAAAAGUAUUAAGGUAUUUAAAUUAAAAAAUAUUUAUAAUUUGGGAAGUCAAACAACAAACUUUAAUGAUUUUAUAAAUGGGUUUUUAAUUCAAAACUCAAAUACUUUACAAUCUUUUCAAAUCUCUGCCACAGAUAAUUGCUCUGAAUUUUCUUUUAUAAAAAAAUUGCCCCCUUCGUUAAACUUAGAAAAAUUUGGCUUAUCUUUUCAAGAAUAUGAGGAAUCUGAUACUUCGUAUCAAAAAUCUACAUUCAUAAAUGAUCUUGUUAAAAAACAGAUUCAUUUAAAAUUAACGCAUUUAAAUUUGUUAGCGAUAAACUCUGAAGAAAAUUCGUCAACCAUUUUCAAUCAAUUUGAUAAAUUUGUGGAAGUAAAAUUUUUAACAUUUUUAAAUCUCUCUUUAAACAAUUUAACAUCAGUUCCAACUCUCUCAUAUUUGGUUAAUUUGAAAAAGUUGGUUUUUCAGAUGAAUGAUAUCCAGAAAAUUGAAAACUUAAACGGCUUGAUUAAUUUGGAAAUCUUAGAUUUAUCAAAAAACCAAAUUCAAAACAUAGAAAAUUUAAGCAGCUUAAUCAAUUUAAGAAAAUUAAAAUUGGACCAAAAUGAAAUCAAAGAAAUUAAAAAUAUAGACAGUUUGACAAAGUUGAAACAUUUAAAUUUGUCUUUAAAUGAAUUGGAAAAAAUAAAAGGAUUGGAAAGUUUAGUUGCACUAACCUAUUUGGACUUAUCACGUAAUGAAUUAGUACUGAUAGAAAAUUUAUUAAAUUUAAAACUGCUUACAUAUUUAAACCUUGAGUCUAAUCAGAUAUCAGAUGUAAGUGAAAUUUCAUUACUUGAAAAUAUUGUUUAUUUAAAUUUAUCUUCCAAUAAAAUUGAAGAAAUUUCAGAUUUAUUCAAGUUGAAAAACCUUAGAAAAUUGGAUUUAUGCUCCAAUGAAAUCAAAGACACAUCCAAAUUUAAUUUAUUUCAGAAUCUUCAAUCAUUAAAUCUCUCGAUGAACAAAAUUGAUACAUUUUUGGUAGAUUUGGAUACAAAGUUAUCUACAUUAAAAUAUCUUAAAUUGAAUAGUAAUAAUAUAAACGCUGUUCAAAAUAUUAAAGAAUUAUUUGAUUUAGAAUCAUUAGAAUUAGAUGGAAACAAAAUAACCGAAUUUAGUGAUGAAUAUGCCUCAUUAAAAAAGUUGAAAAAUUUAUCAUUGAGUUCCAAUUUAAUUGAAAAAUACAAAUCAAAUGAGAUUUUUGAGAGUCUUAAAACUUUGGAUCUAAACCACAAUUUGUUGAAAGACUUUGUGAUUAAAAAUGGAUGUUUCCCUAAUAUAAUUAACUUAUUUCUUUUUUCCAACAACCUUGAGGGUAUAAAGUUUGUUGAUAGUGUUAAAGAGUGUGAUUUUUGGUUAGAUCUUGAGAUUUUGGAUUUGGGUAAUAAUUCAAUAAAAGAUCUCUUAUGGACCAAAGAUAUUCCUGCUUCAAUACGGAAUAAAAUCGACUUAUCUGGAAAUACGGUUGAAGCAGAAACCUGUUGA
Messenger RNA from Ascoidea rubescens DSM 1968, 1869 nucleotides. Its product is annotated as leucine-rich repeat domain-containing protein. The record is from RefSeq and is a predicted model, not a curated record. The coding region runs from base 1 to 1869 and encodes 622 amino acids. Lineage: Eukaryota; Fungi; Ascomycota; Saccharomycetes; Ascoideales; Ascoideaceae. Gene Ontology annotation, molecular function: protein binding. The transcript has a single exon.